Molecule: messenger RNA, 255 nt
Organism: Paramuricea clavata
Lineage: Eukaryota; Metazoa; Cnidaria; Anthozoa; Malacalcyonacea; Plexauridae
Source: the annotation of a GenBank genome assembly
AUGGCUGAGAUUUUGCCAAGCGAGAAAUUCAAUUUACACAGCGCUGCAGUCGCUCUUAGGGAAGGCGGAAAAAUCGCAUGUAAACGUGUUUCAUCUUCACGUCAUGACUAUGUUCUCGGUGAAAAUGUCUACCAACAUGGGAUCGUGAAUCUCAAAUUAAAGUUGAAAUCUUUGAAAGAUGACAAGUACAUGUUUGUUGGGAUAUUGGAAGAGGAUGUUAUUCCAGUAUCUCCAACGAAUAAAGCUUCCUCGUAA